Molecule: messenger RNA, 321 nt
Organism: Epithele typhae
Lineage: Eukaryota; Fungi; Basidiomycota; Agaricomycetes; Polyporales; Epitheliaceae
Exons: 4
Coding region: 1-321 (106 amino acids)
Source: RefSeq, a predicted model, not a curated record
AUGCCUCUUGAAGUCACCCUCGACUUCGAGGCAAUUCUCUUUGACGUGGACGGCACCUUGGUCGAUUCGACCGAUAGUAGUGAGGCCAGGUGCUUCGAAGAGGUGAUUGUGGCCAAGUCCACCAAGAACGGCCACCACGGCAUCGUCGCGCUGCUCGAUGUCAAAGCGAUCGUGGCAUCGGUGCGCUCUCUAUCGGCAUUGACGAGUUGGACGCUGCUUUGGGCAAUACUGGUUCUCAAUCAACCAAAUUUCAACACUCAAGGACACACGCCUCAGGCUGCAAGUUCAGACUCUCCUAUAUACCAAGCCGACUCAUCCUGA